CGUCAUCCUCCUCAACCAUCGGCUUCGUCCGGCACGACGACAGAUAUUACGCCUUGCCCUUCAAUGCACUGUGCAGCGGCGCGAGGCCCGCACAAUGUGGCUUUUGGAGAGUGAGGAUGCCUUUGAAGGUCGUCGCCUGUGGUUGAAGCCUGGCAAGACGUACCUAUUUGGAAGAACCGCCGCAGAACCCGGCCAGCUCGCCAUCUCUCAUAAUACCAUCUCACGAAAGCACUUGACCAUCACCGUCGACAACGUUCCUGACGGUCACGCCCACCACCUCACCAGCCGCUCCAAGCUCACGAUCGAGGACCUGAAGACAAAGAUAGGAACUACCGUCGACGGAACCAAGAUCAAAGGCAGCAAACAUGUCGUCGAGGGCAAGGAAGCCCAGUUCGUCAUGGGCAAAUGCCCGCAGGUGUUCCGUAUAACCUGGUUCCCCGUCAUUUUCACUUUUUCCUUCACAAAUAAAGAGCUCCAAACCCAACCUCUCACAUCCUUGCGCGACCAGUUUGAAGGCCUCGAUAUCAAACUCCUGACCGAGUACAAUGCGGAUCAUACAACGCACGUCGUCGCAAAGAAGCGUAAUACCGCCAAAGGCCUUCAGGCCCUCAUCAAUGGAAAGUACAUUGUCACGGAAUCGUUCCUCGAAGCCGUUAUGCAGGCCGCCGAACCGCCGCGAGGUGGUGAUGCCUCGGAGCCCAGCGCCCUGGAACAAGACUUCUCCCAGUAUUGGCCGGAUCCGAUGCAACAUCUUCCUCCUCGUGGCGGCGAGCCAGUUCAACACCCAGACACUAUAUAUUCGCCAGACAUGGGCCGAAAAGAUGUCUUCGAAGGCUACACCUUCAUAUUUUACGACAAAACACAAUAUAAUAACCUCCUCGCCCCUAUUACGAACGGGGGCGGCAAAGCCAUGUUCCACACCAUUAAUCCGGGUGAGGAGCUACCGGAUGACUUUGUACGAUAUGUGAAGAGCGUCGCCGGUGAAAAAGGCUUGGGCAGCUUUGAAGAUGGUAGCGAGGGAAAGGGAGUCGUUCUCGUUCGGUACCUGCCGGGCAAAGGCGACCUUGUCGACUGGUACACGCAGUUCAUCACCGACGUAUCGCUCAGCCUGGACCAUCGACCCAUUGAGCAAAACGAGUUCCUGGAGGCCAUCUUGGUCAAGGACGCAAGCCAGCUUCGGCGGCCGCUCGAAGUCGAAUCUUCAAUGCCCAACCAAAGUGGCAGGCCUACACAGCAUGAAGCUGCAGCUUCUGGGCAACCCUCUAGCGCGGCUGCACAUGCUGCCUCCAGCAAUGUCGAAUCACAACCUACAGAUGACCAGGUUGACCAACCGCCCCCUAGACGGGGACGAGCAAGAGGGCCCAUCAAACGACGCUUCGCGGGCUUCGACGAUGACGCAGAUAUGGAUGUGGAUGAGCCGUCAUCGGUCCGAUCCGCCGCGGAGCAACCACGCACGGGGACUGACGAAGGUGGCCUGUUCGUCUCGCAGGAAGCAUACGCCUCACAGUCGCAGCCGGACUCGGUCGCAAAUGCCUCACCACGAAAAAGGAGAGGGUCGCCUCUACCCGAAGACGACCUCAUGGACGGGAUGGCUCCAGCCGUUGCGAGGUUCAAGCGCCAGCGCCUCGAGCACGCCGAUGCAUUCGCGUCUGCUUCUCCGGAACCAAGCGCCGCGGCCGAUGCCGCCUCGGCGUCGUCUCGCGCCAAAAAGGCCAAGAAUCCCAAGGAGCUCGAUGUGCUCGCCCACGCCGCUCGCCACCGCGAAGAGGAGGAGGCUCGAGCUCGCCGCGAAAAGGAGGACCUCGCCAACCUACCAGACGAUGCCGACCUCGCCGAGAUUCGCCGCCUCCAAAUCGUCGAGGAGAUGCCGGUGCGCCAGAGCAGCGCAUCCGCAGUCGCGACGCGCGAUCAGGACAUUGCGAGCGGGCGGUGGAACCCCAAGUGGAACGGCAUGAAGAACUUCAAGAAGUUCCGCCGCAGAGGCGAGGAGCAGGGGCGGCAGCCCACGAGGGUUAUCAUAUCACUCGCACAGGUCAAGAACAAGGAGUUUGGCGUCGGUGACAACUACUGGCUGGAGGACGAGGGCAGCCAGCGCAAUAAGAAGACGACGCAGCCAUCAGCGACGACGGCGAGCCACCCGUCUGCCAGCACCAGCACACCAUCGAUGCCGCCGCCGGCCCCGCCCACCCGGGCGUCGCAGCGCAAGAAGAACACGGGCUUCGUCAUAUCAGAUAGCAGCGACGCGGAAGAGGACGAGGAGAACCUGGCUGCGAACCAAGACACCGCUCCCAGUGGGACGGGCAGCACCCGCAUCAGUGCCACGCAGUCGCAGCAGCGCAACACAAGGAGUCAGGGCACGACCCAGAGCCAGGGCAAGCGGCCGGCCCGGGACUCCCCUGUCACAGCGGAGCAGCCAGCGAAGAGGUCCAGGGCGGCGCCUCCGCCACGCAAGCCGGUCGAGGUGCCCGACAGCGACGACAGCGAUGAUGAGCUCAAGUUUCGUUUUGGUAGGCGGAGGUGAUGGGUCGCCGGCCGAAUGAGUGCGCUGGCUCAGUAAUUUACCGCAUUUUACGCGAAAGUGUAUGUUGGAGGAUAUGUUCCCUCUGUUGCACUGCUUUCCAUCUCGUCUCUCUAGAGUACAAUGCAGUCGUGCAGUAAUGCACAACACGCUACGUAGAUGCAGGGUUUCCUCCCAAGACCAGAUGCCGCCGCGCUCGCAGAAGAAGCGCC
Messenger RNA from Purpureocillium takamizusanense, 2730 nucleotides. RefSeq lists its product as uncharacterized. Gene Ontology annotation, biological process: double-strand break repair via homologous recombination; mitotic G2 DNA damage checkpoint signaling. Gene Ontology annotation, molecular function: damaged DNA binding; protein binding. Gene Ontology annotation, cellular component: Mre11 complex. The transcript has 4 exons. The record is from RefSeq and is a predicted model, not a curated record. Lineage: Eukaryota; Fungi; Ascomycota; Sordariomycetes; Hypocreales; Ophiocordycipitaceae. The coding region runs from base 95 to 2521 and encodes 808 amino acids.